Messenger RNA from Formica exsecta, 3699 nucleotides. Its product is annotated as protein pangolin, isoforms A/H/I/S-like. Gene Ontology annotation, molecular function: DNA-binding transcription factor activity, RNA polymerase II-specific; RNA polymerase II cis-regulatory region sequence-specific DNA binding. The transcript has 4 exons. Gene Ontology annotation, cellular component: beta-catenin-TCF complex. The record is from RefSeq and is a predicted model, not a curated record. NCBI's taxonomy places the organism in Eukaryota, Metazoa, Arthropoda, Insecta, Hymenoptera, Formicidae. Bases 2932 to 3297 code for a protein of 121 amino acids. Gene Ontology annotation, biological process: regulation of transcription by RNA polymerase II; canonical Wnt signaling pathway.
AAUUGCAAUAGGCGAAAUAGGUUGAAGGGUUUAAAUAGUAAGAAUGUUUUCAGAAACGAUCGUGUAAUGUUAAUGGAUAGAUGUGUAAUGGAUAGAUUCGCUGCAUUCGGAAAGUUUGUGCGGUAGAUUAAUUAAAAAUUUAUUAAAUAUAAAAAAAUAACGCACACAUACGCAUAUAAACGCACACAUACGCACAGUGAUGCGGCUGAAAUUUAGUUUGGGCAACGGUUUAAAAGGGAACAACGAUAGAGCAAAAAGCGGGAGUCGAAAAACUCGCUUGAAGGGACUUGCGAGUGCAGGCGACUCUCUCAUGCACCGAUGCGAAUUUAGAUGCUUUCAUGACGUAUUAAAUUCGCUUCGUACGUCGCGGUUCUGUAUACGUUUCAACAGCACGAUUUCGGAUCGUAGUCGUAAUUUCGGGAACACGGCGCUGUUUUCUCGAUUUUUAUCAGAGCAAACGCGGGCUAUUCGGGAUAUUUCCCUCUCGGUUCGUACAUAAUUUUCACGUAUUUGAAACGCGGAAGCGCGAGUUACGGAAUAAAAGUACGCGGAAAUGUAUGAUACAAUAUUAUUUUCCUUCCCCCUUUAUCGCGGACGCGAGUCGCAAAUGAAAACAGAAAAGAAUGAUUCGGUAAAAUCACGCUAUGUGUGAGAAGAGAUCCCAUAAUGUUUCUGACAAAAUAUAUUUUCUUUUGAGGAAAUCAAUUUAUGAAUUUUUCAAUAGCGCGCGAAAUUUAGUUUCCAUUCUAACGCCUAUCUUCACAGACUACAAGUUUUUGUACUGUUUAAGAUAAUAAGAAAAUCACGUAUAUUACGGAUUUGUUCAGUAGGAUUAAUUAUCCUUUCGAGAAUAUAUUAAUUAAACGCUGAAAUUGGUUGUACAACGGGCGGUAGCGGACACAUAAAUUAUCAUAAAUUACUACGUUCUUCGGCCGCUAUGAAGAAAUCACAUGUGCACCUGCUCUAAUGGCCUUCGCACACAGCGUUCGCCCAUAGAAGCACAAAUGCUCGCGCCCGAGAAUAAAUUCAUCACGACCCCGCCAUCUUUUCGCGCGCAAUGAAUAUAUAAAUACACACACGACUAUACAUAUCCGAUAAAUUUCGAUUCGAUAAGAGCAUUGAGAUUCGACUUUUCGCAGCGAGAUAAGAACAUUUCCAACAUGCCCGGCGAGUAAACGCAUUAACCGGCGACGAGCAUGCUCGCGGCCGCUACGUCAUUUGAGAAUAAAUAAAUAAACAAAAAAAAAGAGUCGUUUGGAUUUUCCUACCUUUUACCAGAUGCGAGAUAAUUCUUCAAGCAGAUAAACACUCACGUCGACAGUGACUCCGGGAACAUCAUUCGCGAACGGGAAGAAGAGCGAUCCUCUCCCUCUCUCUCUCUCUCUCUCUCAUCAACGACGAUAAUAAUAACGCAACACGACGACGACAAUAAUAACAACGCGACAACACAAGGUUCGCACAGUGGCGUCGGAGUGAAGACGGCGCCGGAAUGGAUCGGGCGAGAUCGGGCUCUCUCGGUCGCGAUCGGCUCGCCGCCUUGCCUGCCAUGACUGGCCGAGCGCGGCGUCGCGGGGGAGCGAGAUGGCGCGUCGGUGAGGGAAACCGCCGCGGUGAAUCCGGCGUCGUGAUUGGUCGCCGCGUGGGAGAGCCGCCCGUUCGAGCUCACCGUCGCCGGCAGUCGGCACCGAGUAUUCAAGUCGAGCGCGUCGAGGCAUUCGGAGUCGCGGUGAGAGAGAGAAUUAUAUAUACGUAUAUAUAUAUAUAUAUAUAUAUAUAUAUACACAUAUUCAUACAAGCACGGGGGGAACAACACGCAAUCUCUCGCGAACGUCGCUCGUUAACACGUAUACGGGCACGAUGGCCGCCCGGCGCGUGUACCGUUCGCAACAAAAACAACAACAACAACAACAGUGCCGUACUUGUCGUCGUCGUCAUCAUCAUCAACGUAGCGUCGCACUUGUCGUGCGUCGUGUCCCGCUCGCGGAAUCGCAGCAUCGCGCGCUCGCAGAAACGUCGCGGCCGCCGUCCCUGGCGUGCGGGUACGCUAGUACGCGCGGACUGUCGUCGCGGUGCGCGUAUUGAAGAGUUUUCGUACGCAGCUAACGUCACCACGGAGAGAGAGAAACGCAAGCGAAGGAAGCGGUAACGGCGAGCGAAAAGGACAGCGCGCUCCUCGCUCCGCUGUAAACUCGGCGCAUUAAAUACGGUCUGCCUUCUAUAUACCACCUACCUACCUCUGUGUGCUCGUCUACCGUCUCUUUUUCUUCUAUAUAUAUAUAUAUAUAUCUGUCUCUUUUCUCGUCCUACGCUCCUCGCGCCUUUAUUGCGGCAAUCUUCCCACGCAUCUUCUAUCUCUCUCUCUCUUUCUCCGGCGACGACGACCGGAAAUUAAACUCGCGCGCGAAAAGCGCGAACCGUGCGUCUCCCGUUCCGUCGGUAAGACGUUGCCCUGUCUCCGCGCGGAGUGUGUUUCUGACUCACAAGUGCGUAGCGUCGCAGUUACCGCUGUCCGGUGUACACCGGGCAGGUACCGGGUCCUUUCUUUCAACGGGUCCGUUUCUCGCGUCAAGUAGUGCGGCCUAACCUCGUCGCGUCUCAUCGACAAUCGACAGUGAACGGUUUUUUCUGUGCUACGGAAUUGUCUCGAAACGCGCGUUGCAAGCAGUGUGAAAUUGGCUCGGGUCGCGCACAGUGAGAGACACAAUCGUAAUCGAACGCAGUGUGAACAUAGAGUGAAUUCGUUAAAAGUGACGAGUAAAUUGUUGCGUCGUUUCAAGUUGAUCGAAAAGGGACAGCAUCUCUUUCGAACGCCGCCGAGUCGACGAAACGGGAGCAGACACGCCUCUUCCCAUUUCUCGCUGCGACCGAGUCGAUAAGGACUACGAGAGAAAACCGGGAAAGACGGUGGCCGUCGCUCGCGUGCCCGCAAUAAUGCCGCACGUGAGCAGCAGCGGCGACGGCGGCGACGAGCUCGCCACCGAGGACGAGAUCAAGCUCUACAAGCAUGAGGGCGAGGAGGACAAGACGUCCUCGGAGAAUCUCACCGAGGACAAGAGCGACCUCAUCGACCUUACCGAAUCCGAGGAAAAAGUCGCGCUCGCCGGCGGGAGUUACGCGACGACAGGAAAAGCGUCGACGAGAUCCGACCUUAGCCCCGUAUUCGGAAAGGUGGAUCCGACGCCGCACACAUCCUCGUUCAACAUGGGCUACCUCGUCUCGCCGUACCCGUACCCCAACGGAGCCGGAGGACCCAUCCCCGUUUCUAUGGUGAGUGCAGCGACGCGAUUGGCGGUAUAACUCGUGUGUAUAUAUAUGUGUGAGGCGCCGUCGUAUCAGAAUAAUCCGAUUACGGUGCUGCUGCUGUAAAGCGCGCCGUUAAAAGCACGAAGGGCCGAAAAACUUGGCCGCGCGGAUCGACUAUAAGUAGUAAGAGUCCAUAAACCUACUUUAUAUAUAGUGUCGCCUUGUCUGGCUCGCCGUCUGGUUAGAGAGUGCUCGAUCCGACGACGUCUCCCCGCGCUCGUUUGGUUUUAUGAUCGCGCUUUAAAGCGCUUCGCACGUCGAUUUCAUUAGGUCGAACUUGGACUCUUGGCACGUCCGCCGGACGUAGCUCCAGCUGGAGGCCGAUAUACCGAGACGAGCAGUAGAAUUUAGAGCAUGUCAAACCUAAAACGCACAUAGUUUAAUAUAAUACUUACC